Messenger RNA from Bipolaris oryzae ATCC 44560, 861 nucleotides. RefSeq lists its product as uncharacterized. The transcript has a single exon. NCBI's taxonomy places the organism in Eukaryota, Fungi, Ascomycota, Dothideomycetes, Pleosporales, Pleosporaceae. The record is from RefSeq and is a predicted model, not a curated record. Bases 1 to 861 code for a protein of 286 amino acids.
AUGGCGACUCAAGCCCACUGCGCAUACUGCUUUGAAAGCCUGGUUGCGAGCCUCGAGAAGCGGCCUGCCCUGAGUCUGGCCCAGACCGAAGUCAUGUGGAGAAAAUUCAACGCUGGGAUAGAAGAUGGAUCUGUUGAAGCAGCAGGCGCAUCGUUGAAGCCUGCUGCUAUAUCACGCAUCCUGGCCUCGCCAUCUUCAUCAAGCAGCUCUUCAAGUCUGCCAAGUGCGAGUUCUACACCUAGUGGAGCUAGCGGCAGUGAAACAAACAGCAGCAUGACAAGCCAAAACAGUAGCACAACCAACCUAGAUGAUAAGACGACGAGACAAGAACAAGAAUCAGACUACGACGAGGAUGAGGAAGAGGAACACCCUUUAUUUGUAACCUGGAACACCAUCUCACCAGGAAGUCAGGAAAGGCGACUUCGCGGCUGCAUCGGCACUUUUGAGCCCCUCCCCCUCUCCACAGGCCUCUCCUCAUACGCCCUCACCUCUGCCUUUGACGACACGCGCUUCCCGCCCAUCACCAAGCAGGAACUCCCAUCUCUCGAGUGCGCAGUCACGCUCCUCACGCAUUUUGAGCCCGUCGACGACCCCAUGGAUUGGGAGGUUGGUAUCCACGGCCUGCGCAUCAGUUUCACGGACAAGGGCCGUCGCUACGGCAGCACCUACUUGCCUGAUGUGGCGCGCGAGCAAGGGUGGAGCAAGGAGGAAACGAUUGUUAGUCUGAUGCGCAAGGCGGGGUGGGGUGGCCGCAAGAGCGAGUGGAGGGCUGUCAAGAUCAAGGUUGUGCGGUAUCAGGGGAAGAAGGUUAGUCUUGCGUGGGAUGAGUGGAAGGCGUGGCGGGAUAAGGUCACUGAGUAG